Messenger RNA from Penicillium taxi, 663 nucleotides. Its product is annotated as NAD(P)-dependent oxidoreductase. Bases 1 to 663 code for a protein of 220 amino acids. The record is from RefSeq and is a predicted model, not a curated record. The transcript has 3 exons. Lineage: Eukaryota; Fungi; Ascomycota; Eurotiomycetes; Eurotiales; Aspergillaceae.
AUGGCAGUAACGCAUAUAUUGGUUAUCGGAGCCACUGGUCCAUCGGGCCUGGAAUUCUGCAAAGCCGCACUAGCACAAGGGCAAAAAUUGACCCUUUAUGUGCGGAGCCCAGCUAAGCUUCCUGCUGAGAUAAGCAGGGAUGCAAACGUCUCAGUAGUAGAGGGUACUCUGGAAGAUACGUCUAGUUUCCAGCGUGCGGCAGCCUCUGGUCCCACCGUCUUUGUCUCGUUCGCAGGACCGGUCUCAAAUUCCAAAGGAACUCCCGUGACUGAUGCUAUGAAACACAUCUUCCCUACCCUAGUUGCUAAUAACUACAAACGGGCACUGGUGCUCGGAACAUGUUCAUUUCCCGCACCAGAAGAUAAAGGUGCUCUCAAAUGGAAAUUAUCAAUCAUACUUGUCAAAAUCAUAGGCGGGUCGGCUUAUGAUGAGUUCAAAGGUCUUGGUUCGUUUGUGACAUCCCAGGAUGUCUCGCAGCUUAAGUGGACAUUAUUCAGAGUGCCUUUCCUGACUAAUAGCCCUACUGCACCUGUCACCGCAUCAUAUACAGGAACUGGCAGUGAUGGGAUGUUCUUAUCCAGAGCGAGCUUAGCAGCUUGGGUACUUGACCAGAUACCUGAAGGCUCUGAUUGGGUUGGCAAAGCGCCUGUGCUAUCAAGUUGA